Messenger RNA from Fundulus heteroclitus (mummichog), 2216 nucleotides. RefSeq names its product mitochondrial calcium uptake 1 (gene micu1). The transcript has 14 exons. Gene Ontology annotation, molecular function: calcium ion binding. NCBI's taxonomy places the organism in Eukaryota, Metazoa, Chordata, Actinopteri, Cyprinodontiformes, Fundulidae. Bases 162 to 1688 code for a protein of 508 amino acids. Gene Ontology annotation, biological process: mitochondrial calcium ion homeostasis; calcium import into the mitochondrion. Gene Ontology annotation, cellular component: uniplex complex. The record is from RefSeq and is a predicted model, not a curated record.
GUGGGGCGGCGUGGCGGACACGUCCCUCCCCGCUGGCCGCAGCUGAACGCGGAACUCGACUCGCUGCUGCAUCUCGGUGGGAGGGACGAGGAUUAACAGUGACCCUAACAAGGAAGACCUCGUCAUACCUGGCCCCGCGGGUGUUGGAGUCGUCUUUAAUCAUGUUCCGCUUGCGGGCUCUGGCCGCGGUUUCAAUGGGGCUCACCCAGCUGUCCCGCCGCUUUCACAGUGGGGCAGUCGGCGGGUCCGGCCGGAGGAGGCUGAUGCUGGCGGCCCUGGCUGGCGUGACCGGUGUGUCUGCGAGUGCUGGACUUCUCUGGAGCAGAGCGUAUGCUGAUGCAGGACCUUCUGUUCAACACUCUGAGCAGGCGGCUGGAGAGGAAGCCGAUUUUGUGAGGGACGCAGACUCGGAAAAGUCUGUGGAGUCCAGCAGCGGGGACGAAGGCGAAGAGGGGAAGAAGAAGAAACCCCGCUCAGGAUUCCGUGACCGCAAGGUGAUGGAGUAUGAGAACAGAAUCAGGGCGUACUCGACUCCAGACAAGAUUUUCCGCUACUUCGCCACACUGAAGGUCAUCAACGAGCACGGGGACGCAGAGGUUUACAUGACACCCCAGGACUUCAUCCGUUCCAUCACACCCAAUGAGAAGCAGCCCGAGAAUCUCGGCCUGGAUCAGUUCAUGGUGAAGCGCUACGAUGGGAAGGACUUCUGGCAGACGGAGGUAACUCCACGAGGGCUCAGUGUGGCCCCCAACCUUUCCACCCGCCACGCCCUGCCGUCACUACUCCACCAGAAAAUUGCCCAGGAGAGAGAGAAGUUUGCAGAUGAGGACAGCAUCUUUUACACAUUAGGAGAAUGUGGUCUCAUCUCCUUCUCUGACUACAUAUUCCUCACAACCGUGCUGUCCACUCCCCAGAGGAACUUUGAGAUUGCUUUCAAGAUGUUUGACCUGAACGGCGAUGGAGAAGUGGACCUGGAGGAGUUUGAACAGGUCCAGAGCAUCAUCCGCUCCCAGACCAGCAUGGGCAUGCGACACCGCGACCGCUCCACCACAGGAAACACCCUGAAGACGGCCGGCUGCAGCUCGGCUCUCACCACUUAUUUCUUUGGAGAGGACCUGAAGGGAAAACUCACUAUUGGCAGCUUCCUGGAGUUUCAGAGGAAGCUGCAGCACGAUGUGCUCAAACUAGAGUUUGAGAGGAACGACCCGGUGGACGGCAGGAUCACAGAGAGACAGUUUGGGGGCAUGCUGCUGGCGUACAGCGGCGUCCAGUCGCGGAAACUCAAACAGAUGCAGAAGGGCUUGAAGAAGAUGUUUAAGGAUGCACAGGGAAUCACUUUUGAGGAGGUGGAGAACUUCUUCACCUUCCUGAAGAACGUGAAUGACGUGGACACGGCUCUUAGUUUCUACCACAUGGCUGGAGCCUCCAUAGAUAAAGUCACCAUGAAGCAGGUGGCCCGCACCGUAGCCAAGGUGGAGCUGUCGGAUCACGUGUGCGACGUUGUGUUUGCUCUCUUCGACUGUGACGGGAACGGAGAGCUUAGCAACAAGGAGUUCAUAGCCAUCAUGAAGCAACGGCUGAUGCGUGGGCUGGAGAAACCCAAAGACAUGGGCUUCACCCGGCUGGUGCGCGCCAUGUGGAAGUGCGCCCAGGACACCGCCUGGGACUUCGCCGUCCCGAAGACGUAAACGCGCUCCCCCCUUCACACGUGGAGGCCAGACAGAGACGGGGAUGGGGAGGCGCUGUCGUUCAGGAGGCGUGACAUGAACUCAGUAAAUCUGCAGCUCUGAGGGGCCGCCGUCAGUCGUUACUGCAUGCUGCUCCACUCCAAGCUAUUAAUCCUCGGUGACUGAAGCGGCUCCUCCUCCUGUGCCUUUCUGAGGCGUCCGGAUUGUUCUUGUAUAUUUCAGAGUAUUGCAAAGUUUCGGCUUAUUAUUUUUUUUUUCCCGUAUACUAUCAAAAAAAGACACAGGAUUUUUAAUUAACUGACUUAAAAUAGUUAAAAACGCCACUUUCUCCUUACUUUUUUUUAAUGCAUUAAACAAUAAAGAGGAACUCAGUUUAGUUUUUAGGCAGAUCUGUCUGUUCGCUGCUGAGGAUCUUCGUAUUCCUCACCAGCGUGUCCAAUAAUAAAAAAACAUUAAAAAUGCUUCUCUCACACUAAACAUGAAUCUUUUAAAGAAAUAUCCUAUUAAAGAUGUUGUAAUAACGUUAAA